Messenger RNA from Medicago truncatula (barrel medic), 1043 nucleotides. Its product is annotated as ras-related protein RABA3. The record is from RefSeq and is a predicted model, not a curated record. The coding region runs from base 182 to 868 and encodes 228 amino acids. Gene Ontology annotation, molecular function: GTPase activity; GTP binding. NCBI's taxonomy places the organism in Eukaryota, Viridiplantae, Streptophyta, Magnoliopsida, Fabales, Fabaceae. The transcript is spliced from 3 exons.
CGAAGAAAACUGACUUUUAAACCACUCAAUAAUAUGAAUAUUUGAUUAGUAAUCUAUAUUAUAUGAAUAUCUCUAUAUUAUAGUAUAAUAUAUUGUACUACUACACUUGAGUUGGUAAAGCAUUAAAUUAAAUUAAAGGGGGAGAAUUCUUCCACACUGCAUCCUUGAUCUUGAGAAGAAAAUGAAUCAGGAAAUGAAUGGUGUGGAAGCUGAAAGGCCACUAGAGAAAAUAGAUUAUGUGUUUAAGGUGGUUGUGAUUGGUGACUCGGCAGUAGGAAAGACUCAAAUGCUGUCAAGGUUUGCAAAGAAUGAGUUCUGCUUUGACUCAAAAUCAACCAUUGGAGUUGAAUUUCAGACUAGAACUGUCACAAUUAAUGGUAAACUCAUCAAAGCUCAGAUCUGGGAUACUGCUGGCCAAGAAAGGUACAGAGCGGUUACAAGUGCAUACUACAGAGGAGCAUUAGGGGCCAUGCUGGUGUAUGACAUAACUAAAAGACAAACGUUUGAUCAUGUAGCUAGAUGGAUUGAGGAACUACGGUCACACGCCGACAACUCCAUCGUGAUCAUGCUAAUUGGUAACAAAGGUGAUCUUGUGGACCAAAGAGUGGUACACACAGAACAUGCUGUGGAGUUUGCAGAGGAUCAGGGCCUUUUUUUCUCAGAGACUUCAGCUUUGAGUGGUGAAAAUGUGAACUCUGCAUUUUUCAAAUUGCUUCAAGAGAUUAAUAAGGUUGUCUCAAAAAGGUCGUUGGAAUCUAAUAAUGGUAAGAACAAUAUUGCUACACUUAAAGGAUCAAAAAUAGAUAUAAUUUCAGGUCCUGAAUUAGAUAUUACUGAAAUGAAGGAAGUACCUUCAUGUUCUUGUUGAUCUAGCUUUUAUGUUGAGAGUCGAGAGAGAUGAGUGAAAAGUACAUAUGGUAAAAAAAAAAUAAAAAAAAAAAGUCAAACGUGAUCAGUAAUUAAUUUCAUCUGAACCUUGCUCAAAGUUGAAGAGCUUUUAGUUAUUUUGAUUGAAUUACAGCAAUGAAUUUUACAUAUCUGAA